Messenger RNA from Meloidogyne enterolobii, 225 nucleotides. NCBI's taxonomy places the organism in Eukaryota, Metazoa, Nematoda, Chromadorea, Rhabditida, Meloidogynidae. The record is from the annotation of a GenBank genome assembly.
UUCUUUUUGAAUUUAAAAUUUUUAAUCUUUAAUUCUCUAAACUUCAAUGUACACAGAACAGCCUUACUCGCAGAAUUAUCGCCCCUACUAUCCAAAUGCACCACAGCCUGUUGUUUAUGAACAGCGACGUUAUGUAGAGGAUAGAGGUAAUUGUGUUCCGUGUUGUUGUUGCUUCCCUUUCUGUAUACCGAUUCCGUUCUGUUUUCCAUGCGGCGAUUGUUAAAG